This is a messenger RNA of Fusarium keratoplasticum, 1731 nucleotides long. RefSeq lists its product as uncharacterized. NCBI's taxonomy places the organism in Eukaryota, Fungi, Ascomycota, Sordariomycetes, Hypocreales, Nectriaceae. The coding region runs from base 1 to 1731 and encodes 576 amino acids. Gene Ontology annotation, cellular component: membrane; Golgi apparatus. The transcript is spliced from 3 exons. Gene Ontology annotation, molecular function: zinc ion transmembrane transporter activity. Gene Ontology annotation, biological process: zinc ion transport; transmembrane transport; intracellular zinc ion homeostasis. The record is from RefSeq and is a predicted model, not a curated record.
AUGGCGUCUUCCUACGCUCUGCCGACUUCUUCCCUACCACACGCGCACCAGGGCCACAUGCACGCGCGAUCCCACUCCCAGUCGUCGCUCAACGCGCUCAGGACAACUAUUUCCAACGGCAGUCUUCCAUCGGUCCCCGACGACGAGGCAUAUGCUCACAGCCACGAGCAAAGCUUUGAUAAUGGUGGUGGAAACUUCAAUGGUCACUCCCACAGUCAUAGUGGCCACAGGCAUGGACACAGCCGCUCGCGCAUGUCCAACACGAGCGCCAUGCUCUCCCGGGAGAAGCUCCCUCCGCCAGCACUGAACACAAUGGAGGGUUGGACACAAGAGAGGACACCAGGAGGAAAGAGUGUCAUAACCCCAGGUCCUGAGACAGCCAACAUGCCCUACACCCCUCCGGACUAUCCUCACGACCAUCACGACCACGACCACGAUCAUACUCAUUCACACGACCAUUCUCAUUCGCACGACCACACUCAUUCACACGACCACCAUCAUGGACACGAUCAUGACCACGCUCACUCUCACGACCCUGAAAAAGCUGCCAAGAGAUCAUUGUUCACCAGGAUGAUACUUCCAUAUACGGCACGAUUUCCCAUUCUCAACGCAAUCCUAAUUGAGAAGGAUUCAAGACGUAUCUUUUAUUUUAUGGCGCUCAACUUUUCCUUCAUGGCUGUUCAGGCGUUUUACGGAUACGUCACCGACUCUCUGGGCCUUCUCAGCGACAGUAUCCACAUGUUCUUCGACUGCGUGGCGCUGCUGGUGGGAUUGUUGGCUGCCGUGCUGAGCAAAUGGCCCCGAAGCCAGCGAUUCCCGUACGGAUUCGGCAAGAUCGAGACUUUGAGUGGGUUUGCCAACGGUAUUCUUCUGAUGUUGCUCAGUUUGGAGAUUGCCUUUGAGGCGUUCGAACGACUGCUGGAGGGAACUCAGACGAAGCGACUGGGCGAACUUUUUGUUGUCAGCACACUCGGCCUCGUAGUGAAUCUGGUGGGAAUGAUGGCAUUUGGCCAUCAUCACCAUGGAGGACACGAUCAUGGACACGAUCAUGGACACGAUCAUGGACACGAUCAUGGACACGAUCAUGGACACGAUCAUGGACACGAUCAUGGACACGAUCACGGACAUUCGCACGAUCAUGACCAUGGCCAUUCUCAUGGUGGACACGAUUGCCACGGCCAUAGCCACGGGCAUGACAAUGAGAACAUGCAUGGCAUUUACUUGCAUAUUCUUGCCGAUACCUUGGGCAGCGUUUCGGUCAUUGUAUCGACGGUGUUGACGAGCUUCUGGGGUUGGGCUGGAUGGGAUCCGCUGGCGUCGUGCCUGAUCGCUGUGCUAAUCUUCCUCUCGUCAAAGCCUCUUGUCUACUCGUCGGCAAAGCGACUGCUGCUCAGUAUCUCGGAGGACACAGAAUAUAAUUUGCGGAACAGCUUGGGCGGUAUCCUUCAGCAGCGAGGUGUGGUGGGCUACUCUUCUCCCAAGUUUUGGCGCGACGACCACAGUGCUAGUGCGUCAGGAGGAAAGCUACUCGGAAUCGUACACGUGGUGGCAGCGCGAGGAGCACCUAUGGAAGAUGUCCGGGACCGUGUGCGCGAGUAUCUGCUGAAGGAGGGGAUUGAUGUAGUUGUACAGGUUGAACGAGAGGGAGACAACUCUUGCUGGUGCAGCAGGCGAGGAGUGCCCGCGCCGGUAGCGACACCCACGGCCUUGACAGCAACAAAAGGGCUUUGA